AUGGUGAUGAGGAGCCACCAGAUCGUCGCCGUCGCGCCGCCGCCGCGCGUGCCGGUGCCCCCGCCGCGCUCGUUCCUCCGCACGGUCGGCGCCGGCCUCCGGGAGACGCUCUUCCCGGACGAGCCGUGGCGCGCCGUGGCGCGCGAGCCCGCGGGCCGGGCGCGCGCGCUCGCCGCGCUCCGCUACGCGCUCCCCUGCCUCGAGUGGCUGCCGUCCUACUCGCUCGCCGACCUCCGGGCCGACGUCGUCUCCGGCCUCACCGUCGCCAGCCUCGCCGUCCCGCAGGGCAUCAGCUACGCCAGGCUCGCCGGACUGGACCCCGUCAUCGGCCUCUACUCGAGCUUCGUGCCGGCGCUGGUGUACACGGUGCUGGGGAGCUCGCGGGACCUGGCGGUGGGCACCAUGGCCGUCGGCUCGCUGCUCUUCGCCUCCACGCUGGGGCCGGCGGCGCCGCCCGCCUCGGAGCCGGCGCUGUACGCGCGCCUCGCCUUCACGGCCACCUUCUUCGCGGGCGCCUUCCAGGCCGCGCUGGGCCUGCUCCGCCUCGGCUUCCUCGUCGACUUCCUCUCGCACGCCGCCAUCGUCGGCUUCAUGGGCGGCUGCGCCACCGUCGUCUGCCUCGGCCAGCUCAGGGGGUUCCUCGGCCUCCCGCACUUCACCCACCACACCGGCCUCCCCGCCAUCCUGGCCUCCGUCUUCUCCCAGACGGGCCAGUGGCACUGGCAACCCUUUGUUCUUGGAUGCUGCCUCUUCCUCUUCCUGCAAAUCACUCGAUACUUGGGCAAGAGGCGGCCCAAGUUGUUCUGGGUAUCGGCGGCGGCGCCGUUGGUCUCGGUCAUCCUCUCCACCGUUCUGGUCUACCUCAUCCAUGGGGAGAAGCACGGAAUUCAAUCGAUCGGCUCCAUCAAGAAGGGCAUAAACCCGUCCUCCAUCCACAGCCUGCUCUUCUCGUCGCCGCACACGUGGCUCGCCGCCAAGACCGGGAUCAUCACCGGCAUCAUCUCCCUCGCUGAAGGGUCCGCGGUGGCGAGGAGCUUCGCCAUGGCCAAGAACUACCACGUCGACGGGAACAAGGAGAUGAUCGCCUUCGGGGCGAUGAACAUGGCGGGGUCCUGCGCCUCCUGCUACCUCACGGCGGGGCCCUUCUCGCGCUCGGCGGUCAACCGCGACGCCGGCUGCCGGACGGCCGCGUCCAACGCCGUCAUGGCGCUGGCCGUGCUGGCCACGCUCCUCUUCCUCACGCCGCUCUUCCGCCACACGCCGCAGGUGGCGCUCUCGGCCAUCAUCGCCUCCGCCAUGCUGGGCGUCGUCGACCUCCGCGCCGCGGCGCGCCUCGCGCGCGUGGACAAGGUCGACUUCUGCGUCUGCCUCGGCACCUUCCUGGGCGUCGUCUUCGCCAGCGUCGACAUCGGCCUCGUCGUCGCCGUCGCGGUGCUGGUCCUCCGGAUCCUGCUCUCCGUCGCGCGGCCGCGGACGAUGGCCCUGGGGAGGGUGCCGGGCACCACGGUGUACCGGAGGAUGGACCAGUACGCCACGGCCCGGGGCACGCCUGGGGUGCUCGUGCUCCGCAUCGACUCGCCCAUCUACUUCGCCAACGCGAGCUACCUGCGGGAGAGGAUCGCGCGGUGGGUCGACGACGAGGAGGACAGGAUCAGGGCCGCCGGCGAGGAGAGCCUGCGGUGCGUCGUCCUGGACAUGGGAGCCGUCACGAGCAUCGACUCGUGCGGGACCAAGAUGGUGGAGGAUCUCAAGAAGAGCCUCGACAAGAGACGCCUGCAGAUGGCGCUGGCGAACCCCGGGAGCGAGAUCAUGAGGAAGCUGGACAAAUCCGAGGUGCUCCAGCUCGUCGGCGACGAGUGGAUCUUCCUCACGGUGGCCGAGGCCUGCGACUACGCGCAGAGCAACUGCAAGUUUGGAACCGUGUCUCCUGAUGAGAUGGUCUGA
Molecule: messenger RNA, 1944 nt
Organism: Panicum virgatum (switchgrass)
Lineage: Eukaryota; Viridiplantae; Streptophyta; Magnoliopsida; Poales; Poaceae
Product: sulfate transporter 3.2-like
Exons: 4
Coding region: 1-1944 (647 amino acids)
Biological process (GO): transmembrane transport
Cellular component (GO): membrane
Molecular function (GO): secondary active sulfate transmembrane transporter activity
Source: RefSeq, a predicted model, not a curated record